Molecule: messenger RNA, 4309 nt
Organism: Amphibalanus amphitrite
Lineage: Eukaryota; Metazoa; Arthropoda; Thecostraca; Balanomorpha; Balanidae
Product: protein ROP-like
Exons: 7
Coding region: 217-1986 (589 amino acids)
Biological process (GO): vesicle-mediated transport; intracellular protein transport; neurotransmitter secretion
Cellular component (GO): secretory granule; plasma membrane
Molecular function (GO): syntaxin binding
Source: RefSeq, a predicted model, not a curated record
GCGGUGACGGCGAAGCGGAGCGUUGUUUUCUGAGUAGUCGGGGGCGUGGUGACUGCUGAGGGCUGUCAUCUGAAGUCGUACACACGGUAUAUAGAGAACUAUACUGGUCGUACCUUUAUUUCUAAUGCUGUUAAAUUCACUCAAGGGUGGUUCAUAAGGAGGAAAGCCAUUUGCUUCUGCCAUUGGUAAGCGAUUCAUUAUCUCAAUCGUCCAACCAUGUCUCUCAAAACGAUUGUGGGUCAGAAGAUCAUGGACAUUGUCAUCAAGUCACAAAAGAAAGGCUCGACACCCGACUGGCGCGUCCUGGUGGUUGACGAGCUGAGCAUGAGGAUGAUCUCAGCAUGCACCAAGAUGCACGACCUGGCACAGGAGGGCAUCACAAUUGUUGAGGACAUCUUCAAGAAGCGGGAGCCACUGCAGCAUCUGGAGGCCGUCUACCUGGUACAACCCACCGAGAAAUCCAUCAAUGGCAUUAUCAACGACUUUGGCAUCCCAACGCGGACCAUGUACCGCGCUGCGCACAUCUUCUUCACGGAGGCGUGUCCUGACGAGUGCUUCAACAUGCUGGUGAAUGCCAACGUCUCCAAGUAUGUGAAGGCGCUGAAGGAGAUCAACAUCGCGUUCCUGCCGCAGGAGUCGCAGGUGUUCUCUCUGGACUGUGAGGAGACGUUCCCGGUGUUUUACGGGCCGUCACGCGCGCCGAGCCGGCCCCAGACCAUGGAGCGGAUGGCGCAGCAGCUGGCCACCCUCUGCGCUGUGCUGGGCGAGUACCCGAACGUGCGCUACCGCAGCGACUUUGACUACAACGUCGAGCUGGCGCAGAUGGUGCAGCAGAAGCUGGACGCCUACAAGGCCGACGAGCCGACCAUGGGAGAGUCUCCGGAGAAGGCGCGCUCCCAGCUGCUGAUCCUGGACCGCGGCUUCGACGCCGUGUCGCCGCUGCUGCACGAGCUCACCCUGCAGGCCAUGGCCUUUGACCUGCUGCCCAUCGAGAACGACGUCUACAAGUACGAGGCCAGCCAGGGCGAGAGUCCCAAGGAGGUGCUGCUGGACGACAAUGACGACCUGUGGGUGGAGCUGCGACACCAGCACAUCGCCAUCGUAUCGCAGCAGGUGACCAAGAACAUGAAGAAGUUCAUUGAGAACAAGCGCGGCAUGUCGACGGACAAGGCGUCGAUGCGCGACCUCAGUCAGAUGAUCAAGAAGAUGCCCCAGUACCAGAAAGAGCUGAGCAAGUACUCGACCCACCUGCACCUGGCCGGAGAGUGCAUGGCCUCCUACCAGGGAUACGUCGACAAACUCUGCAAGGUGGAGCAGGAUCUGGCCAUGGGUACUGACGCCGAGGGCGAGAAGAUCCGCGACCACAUGCGCAACAUCGUGCCCAUCCUGCUGGACCAGAACGUCACCACGUACGACAAGAUCAGGAUCAUCCUGCUCUACAUCCUGGUGAAGAACGGCAUCAGCGAGGAGAACCUCAACAAGCUGAUUCAGCACGCGCAGAUCCCUGCCGAGGACCGCAGUAUCAUCACCAACCUGGCCAAUCUCGGCCUCAACGUGGUGGUCGACGGAAACAGGAAGAAAAUCCACACGAUGGCGCGCAAGGAGCGGAUCACCGAGCACACCUACCAGAUGUCGCGCUGGACGCCCGUCAUCAAAGACAUCAUGGAGGACGCCAUCGACCUGAAACUGGACGAGAAGCACUUCCCGUUCCUGGCCGGUCGUGCGGCCACGGCCGGCUACCCGCGCGCCACGCCCACCACGGCCCGCUACGGCCACUGGCACAAGGACAAGGGCGCGCAGAACGUCAAGAACGUCCCCCGUCUCAUCGUCUACGUUCUGGGCGGCCUGUCCUACAGCGAGAUCCGCAGCGCCUAUGAGGUAACCAACGCCCUGAAGAACUGGGAAGUGGUGAUCGGCAGCGACCAGCUCAUCACGCCCGGCCAGUUCCUCAAGAACCUCUCCAAGCUGGGCGGCGGGCCGGCGUAGGUACGCCUCGAGCCACCAGAAACCGCCUCCACCGCCCCCGCCGACCGGUGAGGAGGGCACUGGGAGGCGGCGGCGCCCGACUGCGGCGUCUCGGGCGGGGUGGGAUGUGAGGACUCCGCUGUAGACGGGGAAGAUGGGGGCUCUGCGGGCGCCGGCGGUAGCGCGUCCGAACUCGCCGCUAGUGCUUGUCCACCCUGAGUUUGCAGUGUGAUCGGCCCCUAACGGCACAUACCGUUGUGAGUAGACCUCUAGAGUUGGGAGCAUAGCUGCUUCGUGAGGCUGAGUUGGGGUUGAAGGACGACCGGGUAGAGUUUGGCGUUUGCGUGAUUCAUUCAGUUGGGUGAUAUUUCAGCACCGGUUUUUGUUUAUCAUCGUACUUUGUCACGUCCUUCCGUCGCUUGUUGAGGUUGAUAAGUCUUGCCGCAGAGCGCUGGUAGUGGUAUUACUAGUCAGGGAAGCGUCAGCGCCUAGCAGCAACUUCGGCCCUUCAGCCAAGGUAUCAUUAGGCCUCUGCUCGUUAGGCCUCUGCUCGUUAGGUCUCUGCUCGUUAGGCCUCGCGGGUGCGGCUAGGGCCUGAGGUAGUGACUCUGGUGGGCAGGUUGCGUCUAUCUGGCCCGUUUCGCGCGUCAUAUCCCGGGGGUUCGAUGGGGUCACAGUCUGAAGGCGUUACGUACCAGCGUCCGCUUGAGUCCCUUUAGAACGACUGCGGUGGCAGUGCCGCCUCGCUGCGAAAUUUACCGAAGAGUGUUCGCACUCUUCGGUACAUUGAGUUCGGACAUUGAGGGAUCAUUCACGCUGGUAGUCGCGGGCUGGCGACGCCGGCGGACAAUGCGUCGGUGACCGAGAGGUGUCAUUCCUGGUACGACCAGCUCGUCACCGUAUUAUAUCAAACAACCCUCCUAACGUCCGGUAAGGGCUGGAUGUCGGCUAGGCUAGAGCGCACUCGCAGUUCUCCGAAAAGUCCCGGCCCGGAUCGCGUCACUAUCCAGAUUAACUUAGAUAUCGUCUAUGUGUGUACUAAGUGCUUAUCCAAAUAUCUAGGUUAUCUAUAUCGGGAAUCUCGAGUAGUGUCCGUUAAUUGCGGUGCUUGUUAUUGUAAACUGCAGCCACAUUUGCUAUCCGUAUGCACAUCUUAGUACGGAAGCUGUAUUGAUUCCUUAGGCGGUCAUUCCUAGUUCAUUAAUUCCGGUGGAAUAAUUUCCUAUGAUUUUGUAGCACUCACUGUCGUGGCUGUCAAUUGGCGAAUGUUAUUUCGAGACAGCUUUAGUUUAUGUGAUAAUAUGGUGUGGUGGUGGUGGAUUCUGCUGCUGUUUUAUGUCGAUCAAUGCUAUUCUUUGGGAGGUGAUUAUCUGUUCUUGUGGCGUUUUGUUUAUACGGCUUGCCGUCGUCACACAAGAACCGUAAAAUAGUAUUGUUAUGUGUUGGAGCUAUAUUUCGUUGACUGUACCUAUGAUUUUAUUUAUUGUGUAUUUGCUCGGCACGACUGAUCGUAAGGUACAGGACAUUCCCCGUCGCCAUGUUGCCGGCCUCUGCGCGUCGCCCGAUCAUUCCGCGGCCUCUGACCUCGGCUCUAUAUGGUUAUCUGACCGUCUAGUCGCUCGCUUCAGUCCAGCUGUCGCAGCCAUCUCUCGCUGAAAGUCAUAGGUGUGCUUGGCUUUACCUCUACCAAAUAGGCGCGUCGUGUACGACGUUUUCCGCCCUGUUCUACCUUUGCCAGCAUCGAUGUAUGUAUUUCAUCUAUCCCGCUUGCCCCCCUUAUUGCGAAUUGUCUAGUCCAAUCUCUGCUGCGCUUGUCCCAAUUUUUCCAUUUUGCCUCGUAUGCCUCAUCCUAACGACCGGCUGCAUCUCCUACAGUCCGUUCGAUAUCCGGACAUUUCGGUAUCAGCAUUUCCCGUACGAGCCAGCUGUAGCAUAAUCGCGCCUGCGGUCCUGCAGCGUCCCUUCGGCUUUAUACGCCCGGUAGGCACCCGUUUGUCGCAAUAACGCGGACCUGUGUGUUCGUGGGACGCUGCCGCGGUUCGCUGCUGGUUUCCGCACUCCGUGCCCAGUCUGCCUAUCUCUCCCCGGCCAGCCGGAGAGCCAUUCUGGGUAUUUCGGUGGAGCCGCAGCUUCGGAUCGGCGCGGCAGAUACGAUUGGCGGCGCAGCGGGGACGAGUAGCGGCGCGUGGAGGCAGUUAGCGGCGAGUAGUGACGCAGGCAGACGGGCGGCGGCGCGGCGAGGUCGCGGAGUGUUACCGUUUACAGAGGUUUGUCUUGUGCGCUACGUAACGGUAGUUGAUGACCCAUGGCGGGCCAAUCGGAUAGAAAUAAAGUCACUGCAUUA